AUUUAAACUUUUUCUAUCCUUAGAGUAAAAAAAACACUGAUUACGUACAUAUAUAUGGAUGAAACCCGCAAAUAUCCAAACCACAAAUUAAAUCCUCUUUAUUUGUUAAAGUUAUGCGUCGGAAAUGCUGAAUAAUUCCUGUUCACCUUUUAGAUCUAGCCGUUUAAAACGCACUUCUCAAUCUUGACCACAAGAUGGCGGCGUUCGCAGUUCUGGUCAAAUAAGGUGGGAUUUCACCCCCUCUUUCUUCUCAGCAUCAUCCUGCUCUCUCUUCCUAGGGAUGUAUCGGCGUGCCGUGCACCUGUUUCAUCUGUUGUUUGAGGUCUUCGGGCGGUGAAAUGCCCCGUUUUAACCCGUUUUGUCAGUAACCACACGAAAAGGCUUAACCGACCUCUUCGGUGGUAUCACAGCGGCUUUGAUACGGUGUCAUUUGGACAGCGGUGGAGGAUGUGUUGAUUUGUCUUUCCCGAGGUGCAGCAGUGAGACAGCAUCUUUGCCGGUGACACAUCGUUAUCACUACGAGUGGACGAGGAGAUUGCUCUCUUCAGUGUUCAGUAUUGACCCACUUAUCCCAGACACCUGGAGCUUCUACAGCUCAGACUGGGCCACUUCCCAGGUGGCAGUCGCUAGUAGCGUAAGCCCCGCAGGACACCAUGUCGGACAAAAGCGACCUAAAAGCUGAGCUUGAGCGCAAGAAGCAGCGCCUUGCCCAGAUCAGGGAGGAGAAGAAGAGGAAGGAGGAGGAGAGGAAGAAGAAAGAGGUAAGGAAAAAAACGGAAAGCCAGCAGAAGACAGAAGCGACCCCAGAAGAUUCAGAUUUAGAUCGCAAGCGUAGGGAGACUGAGGCCCUGCUGCAGAGUAUUGGAAUCUCACCAGAGCCUCCACUAGUCCCGACUCCUGUGUCCCCCUCCAAAUCAGUAAGCACACCCAGUGAGACGGGGAGCCAGGACUCGGCCGAUGGAGGAGCAGCAGGCAGGUCAGGUUUCUCUAAAAACAAGUCCCAAGCACAGACCUCAAGGACACUGCAGUGGGACACAGACCCCUCUGUGCUGCAGCUGCAGGCUGAUUCUGAGCUCGGGCGCAGGAUGCAAAGACUGGGGGCCUCUAAGAUCACACAAGUAGACUUCCUACCCAAAGAGGUCGUCUCUUACAGCAAGGAGACUCAGACACCAACCUGCACCCUGUCUGAAGUAGAGGAAGAAGAAGAAGAUGAAGAGUUGAUGGAAACGAAGCCGGGGCCAGAGUCGGAGCAACAGGAUGAGGACGACAACAGGGAAAGCAAAGAAGGCUCAUUUCCAGUGCUGCGGGAGCUGACCGAGGAGGAGAGGCAACAGAUCCUGCACUCCUCUGAGUUUCAGAGUUUUUUCGACUGCAGCAUCCGAGUGAUGGAGCGAGCUCUGGCUGAAGACAGCGAGAUCUUCUUCGAUUACAGUGGCCGAGACCUUGACGACAAAGAGGGAGACUUGGGCAGUGGCUCCAGUCUGUCCUUCAGUAGGCUCUUCUAUGACGAGCACUGGUCAAAACAUCGUGUGAUCACCUGCCUCGACUGGUCCCCUCAGUAUCCUGAGUUGCUGGUUGCCUCCUAUAACAAUAAUGAGGAUGCUCCACACGAACCAGAUGGCGUUGCUCUGGUGUGGAACAUCAAGUUUAAGAAGGCCACCCCAGAGUACAUCUUUCACUGUCAGUCUCCGGUGGUGUCUGUGGGCUUUGCCAGGUUUCAUCCCAACCUGGUGGUGGGGGGGACGUACUCAGGACAGAUAGUCCUGUGGGAUAAUCGCAGUCAUCGCCGGACCCCUGUCCAGAGGACCCCUCUGUCUGCUGCUGCACACACUCACCCAGUGUACUGCGUGAAUGUGGUCGGCACACAGAACGCCAACAACCUGAUCACCGUGUCCACAGAUGGCAGGAUGUGCUCCUGGAGUCUGGACAUGCUCUCCCAGCCUCAGGAGACCAUGGAACUGGUGUACAAUAAAUCCAAACCCGUGGCAGUGACAUGCAUGGCCUUCCCCACGGGAGACGUUAACAACUAUGUGGUCGGGAGCGAGGAGGGCACUGUGUACACUGCAUCCAGACAUGGCAGUAAGGCAGGUAUCUGUGAGAUGUUCGAGGGCCACCAGGGGCCCGUCACGGGCAUCAGCUGUCACAGCGCGGUGGGCACCGUCGACUUUUCCCACCUCUUUAUCACGUCCUCGUUCGACUGGACCGUCAAACUCUGGAGCACCAAGCACAACAAGCCUCUGUACUCGUUUGAAGACAACGCCGAUUAUGUGUAUGAUGUCAUGUGGUCGCCUGUGCACCCUGCCAUGUUUGCUGCCGUGGAUGGCAUGGGCCGCCUGGACCUGUGGAACCUCAACAAUGACACUGAGGGCCUGUUGCUGGACCUCAGCCCGAACCACACAACCAAACAUCCAAGACUUUUCCCUCCCAUCAACCCCUCCACCACCAGUCCUUCCACAUCCCUCCCAACACACACACAAUUCCAGAUUCCCCCGUGGGCGUUUCCCACAGACCUUGCUUUAAAUCAGACUUUGACAUCUCCUUAUCCCAGCUCCCACCCAGCCAUCCCGCUAACAUUUCUACAACCUCUCUCCAAUGUUCAGGGAACCUCAGGACCCCACAAACCCCGUCCCAUCAUCCUCCCACACAGUGUCCCUUCGAAGGGGAACACAGAUGUGCCGGAGACCACGAGCAAAGCCCCAGCCCUCAGUCCACAGUUCCAUGAAAAUAAUAAUAAUAAAAAAAAGAAACUUCAGACCAGGGGUUGAGUUUCGCAAGGCUGUGGGGCAAGCAGUUAUUUUAAGAUGAGUGCAUUUAAGGCCACUGGAGGACACAUCAUAGUAUUAAACAGUUUGCAUGCAGUGUUAUACAGUGAGCAAAAUAAAAACACAACUUAUUUUUCUUUUAAAGGUCGCAUACGCUUACAAAAAGUGGAAUCAGGGUUUUUUUUGUUUUGUUUUAACACACAUGUACAAAGAGAAACAGUGUAAAAGUAGGGACGCAUUGACUGAAAUUCUGGGCCAAUAUUGCCAUUGAUGUUUACAGAGCUUAUGGUUGGCAUAUAUUCUGGUACAGGUAAAUUGCAGAUUGAAGUCACCUGAGGUCUGUUUUCUUACCCCUCCCAAUUAAGUGCAUAAUCCUCACUCCGAUAUCUGAUAUAGGACAAACAUGUAUUAGUCAGCCAACAAACAUCAGAAACAUUAAAUUUGGACUGUAUGCGUUUAAUGGCUGGCGUUUUUCCACCAUGUUUCGGAUUCACCUUGGAGUCUUUCCCUAUCUGUGGAAUUCAGUCAGUCCAUUGUUUACCUCAGCUGUCAGUGCCGGGUGAGAAGCC
This is a messenger RNA of Oreochromis aureus, 3331 nucleotides long. It is a transcript of the gene dync1i1a, whose product is annotated as cytoplasmic dynein 1 intermediate chain 1. Bases 654 to 2765 code for a protein of 703 amino acids. Gene Ontology annotation, biological process: transport along microtubule. The transcript has 18 exons. Gene Ontology annotation, cellular component: cytoplasmic dynein complex. Gene Ontology annotation, molecular function: dynein heavy chain binding; dynein light chain binding. The record is from RefSeq and is a predicted model, not a curated record. NCBI's taxonomy places the organism in Eukaryota, Metazoa, Chordata, Actinopteri, Cichliformes, Cichlidae.